AUGGACAGCUUCGACCUCGCCAACGCACCCCCCGAAAUCCAAGCCUACACCAUCCCAAUCAUCUGCCUGAACCUUUACACCAAUGGCAGCUGGCUCUACGUCUAUUUCGGCAUGAUCUACCGCUCCAUAAAAGACAAGUCCUACGCCAUGCCCCUCUACUCCCAAUGUCUUAAUAUCGCCUGGGAAAUAACCUACGGUCUUAUAUACGUCGACGACUGGAUGAUCUUCGCCACGUUCCUUGUCACCUUCCCCACGAACUGCCUCGUCAUCUGGGCGGCCAUGAACCACGGCGCAAGAGAGUGGGACCGCUCGCCCCUGGUACAGCGCUAUCACCUCUGGUACUAUGUGGUCGGGACGAUGGUCUCUGUUGCGCUGCACAUGUGCGCUGCGUCGGAGCUGGGAAUUGAAAAGGCAUUCUUUGUCGGUGCGAUCGGGUGUCAAGCGGUGUUAAGUGUGGGGUAUCUUGGGAAUUUGAUUCAUAGGGGUAGUACGAGGGGCUUUUCGAUGCAUUUGUGGUAUUUCCGCUUCACAGGCUCCCUAACCCUCGUCCCCGAGUUCUACCUGCGGGUAAAGUACUGGCCCGAGAGAUUCGGCUUCCUAGGCCAACCCAUCAUGCUCUGGUGCUGUGCUGUCUUCCUAGGCUUUGACUUGGUCUACGGGAUCUGUUUUUGGUAUAUUCGGCGACAGGAACGCGAGACGGGAAUGCUGCUUGCUGAUGGACGGAAGAGGAAGUGA
Messenger RNA from Aspergillus caelatus, 735 nucleotides. RefSeq lists its product as uncharacterized. The record is from RefSeq and is a predicted model, not a curated record. Bases 1 to 735 code for a protein of 244 amino acids. The transcript has 2 exons. NCBI's taxonomy places the organism in Eukaryota, Fungi, Ascomycota, Eurotiomycetes, Eurotiales, Aspergillaceae. Gene Ontology annotation, molecular function: lyase activity.